Photinus pyralis (common eastern firefly) is the source of this 1817-nucleotide messenger RNA. Its product is annotated as switch-associated protein 70-like. The transcript has 3 exons. Lineage: Eukaryota; Metazoa; Arthropoda; Insecta; Coleoptera; Lampyridae. The record is from RefSeq and is a predicted model, not a curated record. Bases 154 to 1758 code for a protein of 534 amino acids. Gene Ontology annotation, cellular component: cytoplasm; nucleus.
CAAUCCUUUUAUUCGGUAUCUCGCCGCGGUAGAAAACGGUUGUUUGUGCUUCGUCGUAAAAGUGCGUAACCUCGUUAAUCAUUUCGGAUUAUCCUAUCGAUGUGCGUGCGUGAAUUAAUCAAGUUAAUGAGAAAGAUUUUUAGAUGAGUAAUUAUGGCGGUCUUACUGGAGAAUGUCACCAAUUACGUGUGGCACGCUUUUGCCGCCCUCCAACUGGAUAAGUGCGGUUCCGUGCAAAAAUCCAAGUUAAAGGUACUGACGGCAAACAUCGGCACACUCCUUGACAUACACGGCGUGGAAAAAGGCCUCGAUCACUACCGAAGCACGCCGAACCUCAACUUCGACCACUUCAAAUACUACUUACAGCGCGAGGUCUUCUCGUCGCUCGCGGACAAAAUCCCUCUACCCGAACUGCGCGAGUACGAGACGAAAAUCGCCGAAGCCUGCUGGUUCGUUUGUCAAAAGAAGUACUUGGACCAGGAGAAGAGGAUCUUCUCCGACGAAUCCGUGCUGCGAAUCUUCCGGAUCUUCUGCCUGUUGGCGGAGCUGAUUCAGGAUGCCAACAGUGUCACGUACCAGGUCCUGCUGCAUCCGUCGGAGGCCUCGUACGUCGCCCAAACGCUUGCUAAUUCGCUUGGAUGUAUUUGGGACGAGGAGGAUUUUAUUGAUCUCGGCAUGUCGAUCGGUGCGUUUCGUUUGGCACCGUUCAUCGCCGUUUUGGAGUCGAGGUGCUUGGUGGGGAUUAAGGAUGAGGAUGCUAUUACGGAAGCCGUUACCGAUUUAUACCAGACUUUUGUCGAUGAUGUCAUCAAGAAGGGGUUUUUGUACAAGAAAGGCUACAUAUUUUCCACGAUGAAGGAGUAUUGGUUCGUUUUAAGACCGUCAGAGCUCAGCUUUUAUAAAAGUCGGUCGGAGAAGGAGAGGUGCGGUUCGUUGACGAUCGAGGCCGGGAGCAAGGUCGAGCCCAAGGCUGGGUAUAAGAUCCUGUUACAAACUCCCGAACGUACCUUCGAGUUAGGCGCCAGCGACCACAUGACUAGGCUCCAGUGGAUUUCGGCUUUGCAGCUGGCGGCGGAUCACUCGGCCACGUACCAGACGUAUCAGAGGAUGCAGGCGUCCAAGAGGCGAUUGCAAAGGCAAGGGCGGUCACAGGAAAUUUUGAGAGCUCGCGCCCAGUUACAGCUGGAAAGGAGCGCGAGGAAGGCGGCGGAGGGACAGGCCAAGGAAUUGGAGGCUGUCGUUUUGGAGGAGUCGAAACGUUUGACCGAACUCGAGCAAAUUCGGAGUAAUCUCGAGAAGCUUUUGGAGGAGGAGACCCAGGCGAAGCGUGACGAGGAAAUCGUGCGCGCUCUACAGGCGCGGGUUUUGGCAGAAGAAUGGGAGAAACGCGAGGAGCUUGAGAAGUUGCAAGUGGAGCAGCGUAUGCUAUUGGAGGAGGAGAGGGAGAAGCGAAUCGAGUAUGAAGAAGUUCAGCACAAAAAGGAGUUGGAGUUGAAAGCCGCACAAGAUCGCUUAGACCAACUUGAUCGCGAACGCAGAAGCUUGGACGAUGCCCUAAAGUUAGCCGUUGAUAAAAUACAAUUGUCCGAGGAACGUAGAGAAAUAUUAGAGUCGCGACUGCUGGAAGUUGCACCUAGUCUAAGAGAUCGCGAAGGUGACCGUAUACGUCGGGCGAGAUCGUUUGUGCCCAGCACGAAGGAAAAGCCCAUCCUUCUGGAAGUGAGGGCAGCUACGUUGAGAAGGCCCUUAAAACACUGAUUGACAUUAAACUAUUUAUUUUAAUCUUAUGCUUUAAAUAUAGGUUUUUCAUUUCUUUA